AUGGACUUGCUAUCAAAUGAUAUUGCACAUGCGAACACAAGCCAAAACAAUAUGGAGUCUUAUUGGCAGAAUGCCGUAAGCGAUUUCCUCCCAGCCGGACCAUUCGACUGUUGGUUUGACAAAAAUCCCCCAGCCAGUCUCUUCGAAGUCACCUCUAGAACCACCAAGAAAACCUGGCCAGCACUUAAGCACAAUGGCAAAAACAACAUCCUCCUCUACAGUGGUUCUUUCAACCCACCCAAUCAAGGCCACCUUGCAACCAUUCUAUACCUUUACAAGUACCGGAAAGAAUUUGAUAUACUUGCAAUGUUCGUCUUUACCGAUCCCGAUGACCUCAUUCGUGGCAGAAUGAAGGAUAGUGGCGAAAUAGUUCUUCCUCAAGAACUGCGAAGCCUUAUGUUUGCAAAAGAACCUGAAUUAUCGGAACCGUUGGAGGAAGGAUGGCUUCAGAUCCUUCUGGGAACUAAGGAGGGAAUCACGCAAGCUCUUAUAAGUAUGACUGCCUUGAUACGGGGCGCUGGUUUUGACGCGGAUCUGAUUGGGUUGCCUGGUGGUGACAAGAUGUCCGCUUGUAGCCCUCCAGAUGAACCUCCAGCUGAACUUGCGACUUGGGUGUGAAUCAAAAUUUCCUUCGAUGUGAUAUGUGCUAAUUAGUUGCUUAGGGCCCACUUGAUGGGUUUCUAACUCUGAAUGCUCGACGGCCUGUUGGUUUUUACACACCGGGGCCAGGAAAAGGGAAAGCUUCGGUUCCGAUCAGCCUUCCCGGAUGCACAGAAUGGGAGAGGAGCCCAGAAGACAGUACGUUGGUCUCAGGGAGUGGACAUGAGGAGAGUAUUGGAGACUUGUGGCUUUGUAAAGCAUUGACGAUCACAGGCACGCCGACUAUUCGAUUCUACGCGACCCAGAGAAGUGCGUCAAAUGGUGUGAACUCAACACGGAUUAGGAAAAUUAUAUCAGAGGCUGGUGAGGGAGAGCUUGAAGAGCUGCUUAGAGACCAAGUCAUUUCAUUUGAGAUCUUGGCUGAGUGGUUGAAGAAACAGUGGCAAGAAGUUCAGCCGUCUGAUGUUUGA
Messenger RNA from Hymenoscyphus albidus, 1070 nucleotides. The record is from the annotation of a GenBank genome assembly. Lineage: Eukaryota; Fungi; Ascomycota; Leotiomycetes; Helotiales; Helotiaceae.